CAUGUUAUGGCUUUGACUAUGGAUUCUUCCAACGCACACAAUCACAUUAUGUCAUACAACGUCAUACAAAAAAGGUGCGGCUCAUGUAAUCACUUUUUGCUGGUGGCUUUCGUCUAAACACCUAACAUUUUGUGUUCCUGUCAUCUUGUGCGGAUAUCUUCGAGGAUCUGUGUCAGUUCUACCAAUCGACAUGGCUGCAGCUGAUUUUCCAGACGGCCAUUUCAAAUUGCCAUUGGUUAUCAAUACUGAAGGUCAACCGUUAGACCCAAUAACAACAGAUUACAAAGCAGACACUUUAAAGCGUUUCUUGGACUACAAAACAAAUCGUCCCGAACGCCAUGCAAUUCGAAAUCUUCUCGGUGUCCUCGCCUUCAGAGGAGGAAAUAGAGUAGAAGAAGCGAAAAGUUACUUCAGGAAGAUUCUGAAUGAAGACCCGGGCAAUCUGAACGCAAAGGCCAACAUUGACUACGUUGACAUACCGGCUAUGUCUGCUGAGGAGUAUGUUACGUCUGGUGCAGGGAUUGCAGCAAGCAACCUUGGCCCUGAUGUCUCUUCAGAAACGGAGAAAAAGAAGCAAGGAAGACGAUAUGCUGAGCAGGCCUUCGCGUUCAUUUACGAAAACUAUCACGAGACAGUGACGCACGAACGAUACAGCACGGCCAUAAAGCUCUACAACAUGGCGAUGGACUUGGCUGGCAACCUGGUAGAUGAUAAAGAAAAAGAUGACUGGCAUUUGGGCAUUGGACUGGCAAGCAUGAAGAUACUGAAGUCACGAAGUACAAAACAAGUGGGCGCAAAAGAGAAUUUGCAAAUCACAGUCAGAAAUAAUCACGCCGUAAUCAACAGCGCAUCAGCAGAUAGUGAUAUGAAAAGCGAAGCCUACUGUCGCAUUGGGCUUGUAUCAGCAGAGGCAACUCGUCGUAAGAUUCGUGUAGGCCAAGUGCCUCAAGAUCUAGUUCAGUUCAUUCAAGAUCCAAAAAGGUGUUUUGAAAAAGCAUUAGAACUUGCAGUGGACUACCCAUCAAGAGCCAGUAUAUAUACCCGCCUUGCUAGUUUCAGUUACCGUGACCACGAUUUCAAUGGGGCGAUAGAUUACUUAAAUAAAUCUAUCGAUCUAGAUGGAUCCAAGCACAACUUCCAUGCUUACUCCACCAGGGCUGAUAUGUUGCUGAAGCAAUUCAAAUAUGAACAGAAGACCGCUGAAAGACACCGACGAGGACCACCCCCUAACCGUGAUCAUCUCCUUAAGGCUAAAGAUGACUUAGAGUUCAUCUUGAAAGAACAUGUUUCACCUUGGGAUUUUAUCAACCUUGCUGAAGUCUACUAUCUACUCGCUAAGACAUCCACCAGCCGUGCAUCACUUAUAGAGUACAACGAAAAAGCUCUGGAAACGUGCUCUAAGGUGGAGGCGUGUCAGGAUGGGGCAGACAACCCCAACUGUCAUAAAGUCAAGGGGAUGUGUCUCUGCGUCAAAGGUGAACACCGACAAGCCAUAGAGUCAUUCAAACGAGGCAUGGACUGUGAACAGAAGACUGACAGGCCUUGUGGCAAUGCUCAGUUGUUGGUCUCAGAAUACACCCAUUUGUCGUAAGUAUUUUCUAUAUUUUAUACCCCAGCACUUUCUGAAAAAAUGUAGUCGUGAUGCAAGAUGUUUUUAUACACAUCACUUGACUAUUGCGAUCCCCCGUUCGCUCUCUCCAUGUCGCGCACAUUACUAUCGUCUUGCAACAGGACUACAUUUUCAGAACGCAGUGGGAACGAGUUCAGUGUGAUUGGGUAUUUAAAGGGUUCUUUUCGAAUCCACGGCUUCGGCUCCAGAUUCGGCUCAGGCUAGCUUGGCCCCGCGUUGACAAAAUGCGCGACCGUCUAAGGCAGAAGGUCGGCUAUAACUGACUGGUUUUAGCCGCUGACUAAGACCGCUGUAUUGCAAUCCGCCCCAGGUCUUCAGAGGAGAGAGCCUGAAGCCGAAUCCAAAGCCGAAGCCGUGGAUUCGAAAAGGGGCAUGUUGGGAGGUUGGGAUGUCUAACUCUAAAGAUACUUUUGACUGUCAAUUAGCAAUCAACAUUGACAGAAAUUCGGAUUGAAAACGAUCGAAAGUGUUUGAAAUAUUGAUUUUGUGAAAAUAUAAAUGCCUAUAAAAAGAAUGUGAACCCUUUUCAAGUAACUUUAAUGUGGAAAAACAUAUUUAAAUUACCCACAAAAUAUGUUGUAAAAGGAGAAUGAAACUCAAUGUGAAUACCAUUGAAUUGUACGUUUUAUUGAUGCGUUUACGAAAGGAUUUGUUGCCAAUGUCUCAAAUUAUUGCCCAUUUGGCUGUCAAGAGACUAUCAACAUGGACAGAAAUUCAGAUUGAAAUCACUCACAAAUGUUUAGAAUAAUAAUUAUAUAGUUUUGGAAAAGAAAGGUCUAAAAAUGACUUUCAAUCUUUUUAAAAUUAAUUUUAGAGUGAAAAGAAAAUGAAAACUGGCACGACAAUAUGCUGUAAAAAAUAUUUUUAAAAUAAAAUAAAAAUUAAGAGCCGAUACUAUAGAAUAGCAGAUUUAUAAAACAUUACAUACUGCUGUAUAGAGCGUAUAUUAUGCAUAGUUAGUACACCCUAUGUAAAGAAAUGUCAGUUCAUUAUGUUUUUGAUAGAUAAAACGGUAAUAUCAAACCAUUAAAAGUUAUAAUAAUCUUUCUUUUAUACAUUUAGUAGAAUGUUCUGUCUCUGAGAUAUCAUGUGUUAUAAGUGUACAAAAGGAAGAAGUUAAUCGUGACAUUAAAUAAUACAAAAUAAAUAAAAAGAAAUGUAUCUCUGGUUUAAUGCAAACUAUCCUAUAAACAUACAUUGUAGAAGGUAAUUCCAAUUAUAUUUGGGAACAUACCAAAGUUUUCAGGUGUGUGUUUUGUUUAAAUUUUAUUUUUACUUAAGUCACUCGAUUUUAAUCUAAAUGGCUGCCAUGUUUGAGAGGUUUUUGAUUUUCGUGGAAUAGUAAAUUGCAAGAUUUGUUUUAAAUAUAAUAAUUUUGUUGGUGAUCAAACUAAGAUAGACCUUUACUGAAUGUAAAAAAUAUGCUGUAAAAAGGAGAAUAAUACGGAAUUGGUAAGAAACAAAAACCGUGAUGAUCACAGAUAUAAAACUUACACGGUCUAAUGAUGAUGAUAGUAGAAAAC
Asterias rubens (European starfish) is the source of this 3153-nucleotide messenger RNA. RefSeq names its product tetratricopeptide repeat protein 22-like. The transcript has 2 exons. The coding region runs from base 191 to 1591 and encodes 466 amino acids. Gene Ontology annotation, molecular function: protein binding. The record is from RefSeq and is a predicted model, not a curated record. Lineage: Eukaryota; Metazoa; Echinodermata; Asteroidea; Forcipulatida; Asteriidae.